Messenger RNA from Tilletiopsis washingtonensis, 1765 nucleotides. RefSeq lists its product as hypothetical. The transcript has a single exon. Lineage: Eukaryota; Fungi; Basidiomycota; Exobasidiomycetes; Entylomatales. The coding region runs from base 352 to 1491 and encodes 379 amino acids. The record is from RefSeq and is a predicted model, not a curated record.
ACACGAGGACCGUACAAGCGUGACACGCCCAAUCAUUGUUUGGCAGAGCCGCUCUCUCGGCCAUCUUGUCACUCACCUGUGCUGUCGACGCCCGGGCUGAGCGACGGAAAGUGCUGCUGCUGUUCAGGCCCCAGCGAGCUGGACGAGGGGUCAAAGCCGUACGGGAUGCCGAAGUGGUCGGCGUCUAGCUGCUGCUGCUGUGAGGCCUCGUGCGAGACGACGAGACUUGGGGCACCUGCAAGUGUCUGAGCUGGUGCGCUGGAAGACGCGGCAGAUGCAGGCGCGGCGAAAGAGGCGGAAGCGGAGGAGGACGGUGCAGAAUGCGGCUGCUGGAGGUGCGCCAGUGGGUCCAUGGACGCGCCGACGAGAGGGAGUGCAAAGACGGCUGGAAGACGGACCGCGAGCGUCACGCAGACCUCGGGCCGGGGCAGUGGGAGCUGCGCAGCGGCUCCUGGACCAAGUGAAUCACGCAGCAGUCACACGCCGAGCUGUGUGAGCAGACCGGGAGGAGUGACAGGACGAAGAGAUGCGGAGGAGACGAAGAUGGGCUUGGCAAGGAGGAUGCGAGCGGUGCGCGAGGGACGGGCGAUGCGGUGGGAGCAGCUCCGGGCCGGCGGUCGACGCUGCUGCAGCUUUGAGGAUGAGGCGGUGCCGUACCCUGGAGGUGCGCUGCACUUUUCAGCAAGGCACGACGGCGCGCUCGAUGCGGAGAGCCAAAAACGGGUGUGCGUCGCUCGACGAUGGGCCGUGCGGCCGCUGUGGCGCUCGCUGGUGCAGCAAGAGAGUAGUGCCGCGGGCGGUGUGAGACCUGGACGGAUGCUGGCAGCUGCCUUGCACGGCGACGAGGCCGAUCACGGCUCGCAGCUGGGCUUGGCACGGCACACCGGCCGGCGCCGAGCGCAGGAGAGGAGACGGCGGGCGCAGCGGAAGGCGCCAGGGUGCGGAGUGCGAGUGUGGCGAGCGCAGCUGCAGCAGCGGCUGCGGGGUGCACGGGCAGCAGGCAGCAGCCAGCGGCGGCGAGGCGCUCGGAGGGGCGGGGAGCGCGCUGGUGCAGCGGCAGUGGCAGAUGAGGCGGUGCUGGGCGGCAGGAGCGAAGGCCUGUGGCGGUGCAAAAUCGCUGCGAGAGCGGCGGCGGCCCGGCGGCUCGCGCGGCGUGAGCGCGCCCCGCAGCGCCGUCGGGCAGCGUCAGGCACAAGCGGUCAAGCGCCGCCGCCGCGCGCGAAGGAAGAGGCGGCUCGCUGCCGUGCGUGCGCUUGUGGCAGCAUCAUCAGCCGGCCCGGCGAUCGGCGCGCGUGCGACGGCGGCACAACGGCCUCUCAGCCUCUGCGGCGCCGCCCUCACACGCCCUCAUUUCCGUCAUCGCAUCAAGAUUGCACCGGCUCGCCGGCCAAGAAGGCGUGCGGGACUGGCCUCAAAAUCUGCAGUGGCGCAGCACAGACGGAGCCGGCGGCAGCAGGUGCCGACAUUGAUUUGCCUCAGCAAGCGCCGUAACGAGGUGGUCCUGAGAAGCGCUGCCGUCGUACGGCGAUCCGCAACAUGCCAGCGGCUGCUACAACCUCGAAAGCUCCAGCCCCGCCCACGCGUGUGCCGCAGUGGGACAUCCUGCACACGCUCACGCAUCUGUGCCAGCGCGCUCUCUUCCUCGCCGCCCGUGCCGCCCUGGCGAGUGGCCACGACGAGCGAGCCACUGCGCAGCUGGCACAGGCACGCGCCACGGCCCGCACGGCGCGUGCGCUGGCGGCCAAGGCGACGGUGCGCCUGUGAG